Molecule: messenger RNA, 2259 nt
Organism: Calidris pugnax (ruff)
Lineage: Eukaryota; Metazoa; Chordata; Aves; Charadriiformes; Scolopacidae
Product: cytochrome P450 2J2-like
Exons: 10
Coding region: 254-1732 (492 amino acids)
Biological process (GO): xenobiotic metabolic process
Cellular component (GO): intracellular membrane-bounded organelle; cytoplasm
Molecular function (GO): oxidoreductase activity, acting on paired donors, with incorporation or reduction of molecular oxygen, reduced flavin or flavoprotein as one donor, and incorporation of one atom of oxygen; heme binding; iron ion binding
Source: RefSeq, a predicted model, not a curated record
GUCCCCGCUGCCCUGGGGUUUCAGUCCAGGACUCUUCGUACCGGCAAACGAGCUUCUGCAAACGAGGAAAACGCGAGGCGUUGGGAGCAGCUGGAGCCUCCCUGGCACCCAGAGGCCAACGGGGGGACACGGCACGCUGCAACAGCACAUCGUCCCUCUCCCCCUGAACCUGGGAGGUCCAGUGGUGCAUCGUGAGCUCCACCUGCUCUGACCUGCUGUGGGACACGUCCCCGUGGAGCCCCACCAUCCAGCCAUGCUGCGCUUCCUCUGGGACAGCAUCUCCUUCCAGAUGCUCCUCAUCUUCCUCGUCGUCUUCCUGCUUGUUGCCGACUACAUGAAGCACAGAAAGCCAAAGAACUUCCCUCCCAGCCCCUUCCGCAUCCCCUUCCUGGGGCACGUCCACAUGAUGAGCUUCAGCAAUCCCCAAAGCAUGGUGGAUAAGCUUGUUGAAAAAUAUGGGGACGUCUUCAGCACGGAGAUGGGCAGCACAGUCUUUGUGUGCGUAAACGGGAUGCGGCUCAUCAAAGAAGUUCUUGUAAACCAAGGGGAAAAUUUCAUUGAUCGCCCUGAAAUUCCUAUCGAUGCAGAGGUCUUCAGCAAGAUGGGACUUAUCUCCUCCAAUGGGCACUUGUGGAAGCAGCAGAGAAGGUUCACCUUGACCACCCUCCGCAAUUUCGGCUUGGGGAAGAGGAGCCUGGAGGAGCGCAUCCAGGAGGAGUGCAGAUUCCUUGUGGAUGCCUUUGGGGAAGAGCAGGGGAAUCCUUUUGACCCUCACUUCAAAGUCAAUAACGCCGUUUCAAACAUCAUCUGCUCUGUCACCUUUGGCAACCGGUUUGAGUACCAUGAUCAGGACUUCCAAAAAUUGCUGCAGCUGAUGGACGAGACAGUUACCCUCCAUGGAUCCAUCGCGAGCCAGCUGUACAACUCUUUCCCCACCAUCAUGAAGUUCUUGCCUGGAUCCCACCACACUAUUUUUAAAAACUGGAAGAAGAUGAAAGCUUUUGUGAAAGAGAGGAUCGACAAACACAAGGAAGACCUGAACCCCUCGGAGAGCCGGGACUUCAUUGACAGCUACCUGCAGGAGAUUGCCAAGGCCAACGGCGAUGGCAGCUUCCAGGAGGAAAAUCUCGUGGCGUGCGCUCUUGACCUGCUCUUUGCUGGGACCGAGACCACUUCCACAACCGUCCGCUGGGCUCUGCUGUACAUGGCCAUGUACCCGGAAAUUCAAGCCCGGGUACAAGCCGAGAUUGAUGCGGUCAUCGGGCAGGCGCGUCAGCCAUCCCUGGAGGACAGGAAGAACCUGCCCUACACCAACGCCGUCAUCCACGAAGUGCAGAGGAAAAGCAACAUCAUCCCUUUCAACGUGCCACGACUGACGGUGAAGGACACAAUGGUGGACGGCUUCCUGAUACCAAAGGGCACUGUUUUGAUCACAAAUUUAGCCUCUGUGCUGUUUGACAAGAACGAGUGGGAAGCCCCCGACACUUUCAACCCUGGGCAUUUCCUGAAGGAUGGCCAGUUCUGGAGAAGGGACUAUUUUAUACCAUUUUCUAUAGGGAAGCGCUCCUGCCUGGGGGAGCUGCUGGCCCGCUCCGAGCUCUUCCUCUACUUCACGUCUCUGCUCCAGAAGUUCACCUUCCGGCCACCCCCAAACACCACGCUCAGCCUCCAGUUCAAGCUGGGCAUCACGAUGGCCCCACAGCCCUACAAGAUCUGCGCCGUGCCCCGGUAGGGAAGCCUUGGCCACCAUCCUUGCAGAGAAAGAACAUCCUUCAGCAAGGAUGCUGAACGCCAGCUGUUGGAGGCUCCAAAGGAAAACCACCACUCGGCUCCAGGGAGGGCUGGGCAGUUUGGUUGUUCUUUUGUUUGUUUCUUUUAAAGCCAUUGCACAAUCACUUCUUUUACAAGCGGACCUUGCACCCAGUGUCACGUGAGACAAGUGAUCAGCCUGGGAUCUGUCCUAGGAGGGCACUUCCAGCCUUGUGAUGCAGCACCAGAAAUGGACGAGGGGCCUGGGGCUUUAAUGAGGGAUGGGCCACGCUCCACCGUGGCAGGAGAAUGAGCAACACUUUAGGAAUUGCCGAGUUCAGGCUGUGGCUGGGUACUGUGGAAGAACAGUACCAGCCCUGGGUUUUUAACAGGAAUGCAGGUAUUCAUUGCCAACAUUUUCUCAUUUUGUUAUCCUUGACUUGUAAUCCAUGUUAAAAAAUGUCACUCUAUAACAUCUCUUUCUCCUGCAUCAAUAAAGCCUUACUGAAA